This is a messenger RNA of Penicillium paradoxum, 1545 nucleotides long. RefSeq names its product Major facilitator superfamily domain general substrate transporter. Gene Ontology annotation, cellular component: membrane. Gene Ontology annotation, molecular function: transmembrane transporter activity. Gene Ontology annotation, biological process: transmembrane transport. The record is from RefSeq and is a predicted model, not a curated record. Lineage: Eukaryota; Fungi; Ascomycota; Eurotiomycetes; Eurotiales; Aspergillaceae. Bases 1 to 1545 code for a protein of 514 amino acids. The transcript has 6 exons.
AUGGCUGCUUAUUCCGAUGAGAGACCUCCGGGCUCUAGCUCUUCGGACCCUGAGAAAAUUCUGGAUUCCAAGGAUCCGCUUGCUGCAGCAGGGUUCGAGGAUCCCGAUGCAGGAUUGAGUGAUGAAGAAAGAGCGGCCAUCGAUCGCAAACUACUAUGGAAACUCGAUCUUCGCCUCGUUCCAUGGCUCAGUCUACUUUAUCUCGUCUCAUUCCUUGACCGAACAAACAUCGGCAAUGCAAAGCUAGUCGGUCUCCAGACAGAUCUGGGCAUGACAAACUCCCAAUACAAUUUGACCCUGACGAUAUUUUUUGUUUCAUACUCGGUCUUCGAGCCAUUGACAAACAUCCUGCUCAAGCGGUUACGACCAAGUAUAUUCAUUCCUCUAAUCAUGAUUGCAUGGGGACUCUGCAUGACCUUCAUGGGUUUCGUCAAAAGCUACGCCGGUCUCAUGGUAGUGCGCUGGUUCCUGGGGCUAUCAGAAGCAGGCCUGUUCCCCGGCGUGGGAUACUUCCUAUCAUGUUGGUAUAGGCGCUGCGAGUUCGGCGUGCGCAUGGCAAUCUUCUUCUCCGCCGCAGCUCUUGCAGGAUCCUUCGGUGGAUUGUUAGCAGCCGCUAUCGCGAAGAUGGACGGCGUGGGCGGCAAGCCGGGCUGGUCCUGGAUUUUUAUUCUCGAAGGCAUUUUGACAAUCGUCAUUGGUAUCGCAUCGUUUUGGUGUGUCUAUGAUUUCCCCGACCAGGCAAGCUUCUUGUCGGAUAUCGACCGGAAGCGCGUGCUUAGACGCCUUGCUAUGGACCAGCAGUCGAGUGCUGAGCAUGAGGAGUUUAAGAUGGAUUAUUUCUGGUCCAGUGUGAAGGAUUGGAAGACUUACACCGGUGCGGUUAUAUAUAUGGGAGCGGAUGGCUCGCUUUAUGCUUUCUCUCUUUUCGUGCCUACUAUUAUCAGCGAACUCGUGAGUUAUUCCAUUGCCAUGGGGAGGAUUUCACAGCUAACAUUCUACAGGCUGCUCAGUGUGCCACCCUAUGCCGCUGCUGCAGUUUUGACGAUCACAGUUGGUUUCAUUGCAGAUCGCACCAGACAACGUGGGCUCUGUAAUAUGGCCGUCUCUAUUCUCGGCAUGGUUGGAUUCUCUAUGCUGCUGGGAUGUAAAACAGCCGGUGGCCGCUACGCUGGAGUCUUCCUCGGAGCCAUGGGCAUCUACCCCGCCAUUGCGAAUACAAUUUCGUGGACUAGUAACAAUACAGAAGGCGUGUACAAACGAGGUGUUUCUCUAGGAUUCAUCAUCGGCUGGGGCAAUCUCAACGGUAUUGUCUCAUCUAACAUCUACCGUGAUGGUGAUAAGCCCAGAUACUACCCUGGCCAUGGUGUGGUGCUCGGCUACCUAGUCCUAUUCCUCUUCGGAGGAUCCGUGGUGCAGUACUUACUGCUGCAACGUGAGAAUGCCAAGCGCAGACGUGGCGAACGCGACCACUUGAUCGAAGGCCUGGACCAGGGCCAGAUUGAUUUGUUGGGCGACCAGAGACCGGAUUUCAUUUACACACUGUGA